Achroia grisella is the source of this 1857-nucleotide messenger RNA. Its product is annotated as piggyBac transposable element-derived protein 4-like. The record is from RefSeq and is a predicted model, not a curated record. The coding region runs from base 1 to 1857 and encodes 618 amino acids. The transcript is spliced from 2 exons. Lineage: Eukaryota; Metazoa; Arthropoda; Insecta; Lepidoptera; Pyralidae.
AUGGACGCAAGAAAGGAACGUAAAGUGCUCGCCAAGAAACUAUUAGAAGAGGUGGUACAAAAUUUAGACGACUUGUCUGAUUUAUCAGGCUCAGAUUCUGAGGAUGACUCAUGCUUUAUCAACAGUAUUCAUUCUCCUUCCGAUAGUUACCUAAAUCAGCUCGAUGAUAACCUAAUUGAACAACGUCUUGAACAUAUCUUUGGCUUUGGAUUGACGGGAGACAAACAAGACCCACCUUCUCCCCCUAUGCAAACUCAACAGAUUUCAACGGAUGCCUUACUGACAGUCUUAGAUGAAACAUCGCAUUUCACAAACACACCAAAAACAGACAACAGUCUUUUGCCAACUCACUUAGGUACUGAAACUGAGCAAUGUUAUGAUCAGCCUUCUGACGUUCACACAUUUAAUGAAGUUCAGCAAAAUUUUGAUGUCAUUGAUGCCCCCAUGGAAGAGUUUUUGGCAGAUGAUGGGCAAGAGUCUGAAACUAACAACGAAGUACGCAGAGAUCGUUCUCAGCCAAGAGUAUGGGAGAUAAAAUCGGAAACCCAUGAAGUUCCUCUUUUCGAAAAACGUUUUAAGCCCAAGGCUAACGAUACUCAUAAAACAUCACCUCUAAGUAUUUUUGAGCGGCUUUUUCCUGAUGAACUGAUGGUAAUAAUUGUGGAACAAACCAACAGAUACGCCCGUCAGAAAAAUAGUACUAACUGGAAACCUGUAACUCUACAAGAUAUUAAGGCGUAUCUAGGAGUUUUAAUCCUUAUGGGCUUAAAUCCUUUACCGGACAUGGAACUCUACUGGUCAUCAGAUCCCUUUUAUUACAAUAAGGAAAUUGCCCAGGUUUUCCCAAUAGUAAGAUUUAAAAAAAUUACAGAAAACCUCCACUUAAAUGAUAACGAGAUGGAACCACCAAGAAACUCCCCUGAAUAUGACAAAUUAUUUAAAUUGAGACCCCUCCUCACAAAACUCAACAAAGUUUAUCAAAGAGAGGCAUACAAUUCAGAAGUACAAUCGAUUGAUGAGUGUAUGGUCAAAUUUAAAGGGCGCAGCUCCUUAAAGCAAUACAUGCCGAAAAAACCCAUCAAAAGAGGAUUUAAGGUAUGGGCAAGAUGUGACGCCAAAACUGGGUACUUGUACCAAUUCGAAGUGUAUUCAGGAAAAGGCGACAGCACCGAAAAUGAAGGGUUAGGCUACAAUGUUGUCAUGAAACUCUGCAGUAACGUACCAAGAAACACUUUAAUUGCCUUUGACAACUUUUUUACUAGCUGUAACCUCAUGGAGGAUCUUUACGAUAAAAAUAUUUAUGCAGUGGGAACAGUCAGAUGCAACAGAAAGGACUUACCUGAUAUGAUAAAAAAAAAACAACCGAAACCAUUGCGAUUAGAUAAACAUCAGUUUUCAGCGGUUACUGCAGAGCCAAUCACAGCCAUUAAAUGGCUUGACACAAAGGAAGUUACUGUCCUGACAACAGCACAUCAGCCCUUAGACACAAGGAUGAUAAAAAGAACCCAAAAGGAUGGCUCUAGAGCUGACAUUCUCUGCCCGGCUGCAAUUGCUUCAUACACGCUCAGUAUGGGCGGAGUAGAUCUUUUUGACCAUUUUAGAUCGUCAUACCCUAUAAACCGGAAAUCCAGGAAAUAUUGGAUGCGACUAUUCUUCUUUCUGUUCGAUGCAUCUAUAAUUAAUGCCUACAUAACGUACAACUACUCCCAUGUCCCGACCCUGCAUGGCCACCGUGAUUUCAGACUACGUUCUUCGACUAUGAACAAAUGGAUUAAAGAGAUUCACAGAGAAACACAGUAUUCUGCAGCUCAUAGACAAGGUGUAUCAAUGGAUCUAAUCAAAAACAAUGCUGGUUGA